Molecule: messenger RNA, 2255 nt
Organism: Ananas comosus (pineapple)
Lineage: Eukaryota; Viridiplantae; Streptophyta; Magnoliopsida; Poales; Bromeliaceae
Product: protein NLRC3-like
Exons: 17
Coding region: 1-1842 (613 amino acids)
Molecular function (GO): protein binding
Source: RefSeq, a predicted model, not a curated record
AUGGAGCCCUCCACCCUCCUCUCCUGCUCCCAUCGUCCCCUCUCUCCGCUCGGCGCCUCCUCGUCCUCUGUCCUCGUCCUCGUCAUCUCCCUUCACAGCAUCAAUCACCCAUCAACAGCCGUGGGAUACUCUUCCCUUCCUCUUUCCGCUCAUCGUCGUCUUCUUCGAGGAGGGGAGGGGGAGGGGGAGGGGGAGGGAGCGCUUCGUCUCGUUCGUGCGAGGGCCGCGGCGGGGGUGCUCGACGGAGGCCGAGCGAAAAAAGCCCGCGGCGGCGGCGGCGGCGGCGGAGGGGGAGGGGGUGGGGCGAGAGAGUGUACCUGGCAAUCUCAGGCGCAGAAGGACAGUCCUGUGGAAAGUGUCGAGAAAAGUCCUUGUGCAAAACCGAAGAAAUUCAACUUUCCUGGAGAAAACAAAUCCUUCGGUCAACUGAUUCAAAUGGUCCUGUCGCCGCUGGGUCUGAUUUGCUAUCAGGGUUCUAAUUUGAAGAUUGAAAGAGAGUCAAAACAGAAGCUGAAUGAAAAUAUUUGUUUACAUUGUCUUUCUUUUUCUUUUCUGCUAGGUCGUAACUUUGGGGACGAUGGCCUAUUCUUUCUUGCCGAAAGUCUUGGUUACAAUCAGAGUGCGGAGGAAGUGGACUUCUCUGGCAAUAGCAUAACAGCAGCUGGAUUAAAAGCUUUUGAUGGUAUUCUUCAAAUAAAUACCACUCUUAAAUCUCUCAACCUUUCUGGCAAUGCCAUUGGCGAUGAGGGAGCCAAGUGCCUUUCAGAUAUUUUGGCGGGAAAUGCAGGUCUUCAAAAACUCCAGCUGAACAGUACUGGUAUUGGGGAUGAGGGAGCAAAGGCCAUUGCAGAGAUGCUGAAAAAGAAUUCUACUUUGCGUGUUUUGGAACUUAACAACAACAUGAUUGAAUAUAGCGGCUUUGCAAGUCUUGCUGGAGCACUUCUUGAGAACAAUACAAUUCGGUCAAUACAUCUCAAUGGGAACUAUGGUGGAGCUCUAGGUGCAGCAAGUUUAGCAAAGGGAAUUGAAGGAAACAAGUCUCUAAGGGAACUUCACUUACAUGGAAAUGAUAUUGGAAAUGAGGGGGUGCGAGCGCUAAUGGUGGGAUUGUCUAGCCAUAAAGGGAAAGUAACACUUAUAGAUCUUGGCAACAAUGAGAUUGGCUCAAAAGGUGCUUUCCAUGUUGCUGAGUAUAUUAAGAAAACAAAGUCCUUGCUGUGGUUGAAUCUUUACAUGAAUGACAUAGGUGAUGAGGGAGCUGAAAAGAUUGCAGAUGCUUUAAAGCAGAACCGAACUAUAACUACCAUAGAUUUGGGUGGUAAUAAUAUUCAUUCAAGUGGCGCAAGUGCAAUAGCCAGGGUUUUAAAGGACAAUUCUGUCCUGAGCACAUUGGAGUUAGGGUACAAUCCCAUAGGACCUGACGGGGCAAAGGCUUUAUGCGAAGUUCUCAAGUUCCAUGGGAAAGUAGAGAUACUAAAGCUUGGCUGGUGUCAGAUAGGAGCAAAGGGUGCAGAGUACAUUGCAGAUUGUUUGAAGUACAAUACGACGUUGCAGACUUUGGACCUACGAGCAAAUGGACUUGGAGAUGAUGGUGCAGUAUGCUUGGCAAGCAGCUUAAAGAUAGUUAAUGAAGCUUUGACAUCACUCGAUUUGGGCUUUAAUGAGAUAAGAGAUAGGGGAGCAUUUGCUCUCGCACAAGCACUUAAGGCGAAUGAAGAUAUCGCUGUCACAUCCUUAAACCUUACAAGCAAUUUCCUUACCAAAUACGGACAGGUUGCCUUAACUGAGGCUCGUGACUUCGUAUACGAGAUGAAUGAAAAGGAGAUCAACAUAUACUUUUAGCUGCCUCUGACUUGCCCCUCUCUCUCUGUCUUUACCCUGCCUUGUGGUAAAUGCUCGAAAAUAUACUGGCCGUGCUGAGCAAGUUGUAAUGUUGUUUUGUGCGAUGCAAAAGGGGAUCUGAUCAAACUCGGUUUUUUGUUCGGAGAGGAAAAUGUUUCAUCAGCGAGAGCAUAUAGCAUGCACAGCUGCUUCAAGUUUUGGUUUUUUUUUUUUUAUUUUUUGUGUUUGGGUGAGUCGAUGUUAGCAUUUCCUUUUUGACAUAUAAUUUUCCAACUUUUUGGAUUAUUCUUAGAAAUAGCUUUUUUUCUUUUCAGAGACUAGAAUUUCAAAUUUGUUAUGAAGAGCACUACGGACAAUCUUGCUGUAAGAGAUUUAAAGUGUUAAAAUUCCAGUUUAUUGAAUCGUCUGAGAAA